AUGAAAGCAGUGACCGUUCUAUUACUCGCAGUUGCCACAGCUGUGGCCAUUCCCAUUGAUGAGAAUAGGCAAUCGGGUGAAGAGGGCUGGUAUGUGCCCCAACUCGAUGGCUCCUUCGAAUGGAUGACCGUGGCUGAAUCCGAAGAUUUAGCUAAGACACUAACCGGUCGUACGUCUACAGUUUCGGUUUAUUUCUACUUGUACACCAACGAAAACCCAAGCAGCCCAGAUACUUUGGUUACCGGAAAUGUGCAAUCGUUGAAAGCUUCGCAUUUCGACAAUAGUUAUCCCACUAAAUUCAUUAUUCAUGGCUGGCAAAAUAGCUACGAGUCCGAAUUGAACCCGCAAAUCCGUGAUGCCUUCUUGUCCAAUGGUAAAUACAACAUUAUUUCUGUAGAUUGGAGCGACAAAGCGACAUCCUAUUACGCUACCUCGAAAAGCUAUGUUUCCGAGGUUGGUAAACAGGUUGCCGCCAUGAUUGACUUUUUGUACAAGGAGGGUGGUCUAUCUUUUGACACCCUGCAUUUAAUCGGUCACAGUUUGGGCGCCCACAUCUCUGGUUUUGCCGGCAAAAAUGUAGAAAAUGGACGCAUUCAACAGAUUACCGGCUUGGACCCGGCAUCGCCGUUGUUCAGUUAUGAUAAACCAGCUGAACGUUUGUAUGAAGAUGAUGCCGAAUAUGUCGAAUCCAUCCAGACAUGUGGUGCUAUUUUGGGUUUCUUGAAACCAAUUGGCAAAGCUGCCUUCUAUCCCAACGGUGGCAAGAGUCAACCCGGUUGUGGUCUGGAUAUUGCCGGUGCAUGCUCGCACGGACGUUCAUGGAUGUACUAUGUUGAAGCUAUUUCCGAAAAUGAUUUUCCAUCGGUGAAGUGUGAAAGCUAUGAAAAUGCUGUGAAGAAUUCAUGUGGCAGCACUUAUUCCUCAAUUCGUAUGGCCGCUCCCAGUAACAUUGUCAGUGCCUCCGGUAAUUUCUACGUGCCCGUAAACAAGAAGAGCCCAUAUGGUAUGGGUCAGUAG
Molecule: messenger RNA, 1017 nt
Organism: Rhagoletis pomonella (apple maggot)
Lineage: Eukaryota; Metazoa; Arthropoda; Insecta; Diptera; Tephritidae
Product: phospholipase A1-like
Exons: 2
Coding region: 1-1017 (338 amino acids)
Biological process (GO): lipid metabolic process
Molecular function (GO): lipase activity
Source: RefSeq, a predicted model, not a curated record